Aedes albopictus (Asian tiger mosquito) is the source of this 628-nucleotide messenger RNA. RefSeq names its product neurogenic differentiation factor 1-like. NCBI's taxonomy places the organism in Eukaryota, Metazoa, Arthropoda, Insecta, Diptera, Culicidae. Gene Ontology annotation, molecular function: protein dimerization activity; DNA-binding transcription factor activity, RNA polymerase II-specific; E-box binding. Gene Ontology annotation, cellular component: nucleus. Gene Ontology annotation, biological process: axon development; sensory organ development; positive regulation of transcription by RNA polymerase II. The transcript has a single exon. Bases 26 to 610 code for a protein of 194 amino acids. The record is from RefSeq and is a predicted model, not a curated record.
ACUCUUUAAUCAAAUCAGUUCCACCAUGAAGACCUUCCCAUCAAGACCAUCAUCCCGGAAGGCGUCCUUCGCCAAGGAAGCCACCAAACGAUUCAAAGCUAAUCAGCGCGAAAGGAACCGGAUGCACGGACUGAACGACGCACUGGAUCGUCUCCGUCGGUGUGUUCCGUUGCCCCAGUCGUUCAACGUCAUCGUCAAAUGUGACCAGACGGUACCGCAGAAGUUGUCCAAAAUUGAAACGCUACGUUUGGCCAAGAACUAUAUCUUCGUUCUGUCGGAAGCCCUUCGCCGAAAUCGGCCUUUCAGCUACGAGGACCUGAUGGACGCCCUGUCCAAUCGGUUGAGUCAAAAUACGUGCAAUCUAUUGCGAACCCGGCUGCAGCUGGAUGACGAGUUGAAAGCAGCUCUGGUGGAACCACGUUGCACCAGGGAUCUCUGCUGCUGCUGCCGGUGUGAUGGAUCAUGCAGUUACGGAUGUUGCACUACCGGAAUGAGAAUCGUAAAGCAGACAAGAAUCAGCACACCCACCCAGCUCUAUGGAUACAUUGAUGAAAAUUGUACUUGUGAUGUGAAAAGCUUUAAUUUGCCAAAUAUAAAAGAUUAUCAAUAAAUCGCAUUGAAAGUAUAA